UUUUAAGAGCAUUAAUGCUGUUUAGUGUGUGCAAGAGAGUCGAUAUUUGGUGUGAUGGCUGAAGAUGACGAAUCGUAGAUGGGCACCAAACAGUCGUCCGUCCAGGAAUGCACCGUCAGCGUUCCCAGAACAGUCCAUUCCAUGAGGUGGCAAAGAUUCUAGCUCUUGUUGUUGUCGCGUCGUCCUUCCUGUUGGGCUUCGCAAGACGCCGAAGUCUCGUACCCGUCGCGCAAGCACUUGGGUUGGUGUAAAUUUUACGGUCAGUGCGAAUGUCUGCUUGUGGGUUUCACAAUUUUCCGACUCACCCGAUCGUUGCACAGCGGGAUAGGGGAAAGCAUGGUUGCCGGAAUAUCAAUCUUAAAGAUUUUUUGAAGCAAUCGUCUCUUACUGUUGGUAAGUUGCGCCUCGGAGCUGCUCAUGGCUGGUUGAAGAUCGUGGAGAAGGCGAGGGAUACGGAGAAGAGUGAGAGUCUAAAUCGGAAUGUGAUCCUGAUGGCGUCCAGCGAGGGCUCCAGGAAAGGCAGAGCAAUGGAGAGUGAGAAUCAUCGAUAUGUGCCCAUUGAUACGUCUCAUCAGGGUCAAUAUGUCGAUGGCAAAGAUCCUUGCAGCAAUGGGAGCCAUGGUGAUUGUGGUGGUGUGUUCAGAUCUCACGGGUGCGCAACUCGUUCAAAUGAAGCUCUAUUGUUGGAGGAUAUCUUUCAUCUUGAACGCAUUGACCAAGUUUCAGUGACAUUCUCAGAUACUCAUCUUGUGUGGCAUUCUGUCGAGGAUGAUAUUCAGAAUCUGGAUGCUCGUUCGCUCCUUUGCUGUGGAACCACACACAAGGAUGUGGAUGGGCACGUGCCGGUAGCAGAAAUUUUUGCCGUGAAAUCAUCGGGUUUUGGUCCUGUCACUCAGGCCAAACCGCCUCUAUGUGGAGAUUCUCUCCCAACCAAGCAGUUUCAUAGAGUUGAGGUGCACACAUUCCUGCGUUCCGACAGCAAGUGGAUUCCAAAGGUUUAUGUGUUCGGCCAUACAAGUCCAGCUGUUGUUCAACAGUGGACUCAGAGAAUCCAAUCGCGACUACAUGAAGAUUCUCAUAGGCCAAAAACUUUGCUGGUAUUUGUCAAUCCGUAUGGAGGAAAGAGAUCUGGUAUUCAAACCUGGGAACAAGUAGCACCAUUUUUUGAGCUGGCAAAGAUCAAAGUGACGGUGGUUGAGACUGAACGGGCAGGUCAUGCGCGUGAAUUAAUGGAGCGUGCUACGAAAGAUGAACUUGAUGCUCUGGAUGGUGUGAUUGUUGUGGGUGGAGAUGGUACCUUCAACGAAGUGGUUAAUGGCCUAGUUAUGCAUCGCCACAAAGCACAGGCUGCUAUCAUGCCCGGUAGAUUGAGUAGUUUUAGCAAAACGCGAACUCAACAAAUAGAUACUAAGGUUAAUGCGAUCUCGGAUGAGCAAGGGGGAUUGAAGCAGCUAUUAAUUGGGAAUGUAAGCACGUCGCAAGAGAAUUCUUCGGAUGAACAUCCUCUUCUCCAAAAUAGAGCUCUUUCUUUACUUAUAGAAGCUUCAAUUGGCCAAGAAGGCAAGGUUGGCACGGGCACUGGAGGAAAGAUUUGCUCGAGUGGGGUUGAGUCUGAGAGGAUUGAUACAGCUGUGAAUGACUCAAUUGUUCAAGUGAAAGAUGAAUUGCGAGGGCAAGCUGGUGGUGGUUUCUCAGGUGUAUGCGAUGCUUCUGAGUCUAUUGGCACACCUGUGGACAAUACAGAGUUGGAGAAUCCCAGUACCACUCUAUUAAAUUCAAACCCCAAUCUGCGGAUUGGAUUAAUACCUGCUGGGUCAACAGAUACAGUUGUGAUCAGUACAACUGGGGCACGUGACUCUAUAACAUCAGCACUGCACGUAAUUUUAGGAGAUAGGAUGCCUCUGGACUUGGUAAGAAUAACGGGUUGGAAAAAUCAUUCGGAGGGCUCACUCAACGGGAAGCCAGAAGUCCGUUAUGCAGCAUCGUUUACUGGGUAUGGUUUUUAUGGAGAUGUAAUGAGGGAGAGCGAAGAACUGCGGUGGAUGGGUCCUGCUCGAUAUGAUUUAGCAGGCUUUAAGGUCUUCAUGAAUCACAAGAGUUAUGAGGCCGAAGUGUCGUUCUUAGAUGUCUCACAGAACCAGCCAGAUCCUAAAACAUCGAUGCCACAAGGCCCUUGGAUUAGAAACACAUCCUCUCAGUCCAGGAAUGAUGCGCGCAGAAAGGUUGUAUGCCUCGCUAAUUGUGCAAUUUGCGCAUCAGGGUUCGAUUUUUCGCAUGUAGUCAAUAGUGAGAGUGAUUCAGAGGGAGUUCCGCAUGCCGAGGGAAUGCAGGCACCGACAUGGAAAACAGUCCGUUCAAAAUUUCAGAGCGUAGGUGCUGCAGUCAUGUCUUGUCGGAAUGAUAAAGCACCCGAAGGAGUGGCAGCCCAUGCUCACUUGGCGGAUGGUUUGCUUCACCUUAUCCUCAUUCGAGAGUGUUCGCGUCUUGGUUACCUCAGGCAGCUGCUGCGCUUGACCAGACGUGGAGCAGAUCCUUUCAAAUUCCCAUUUGUCGAGUAUCACAAGACGCCGCUGUUCACGUUUUCAUCUCGUGGGGACGAGGAAAGCGUGUGGAGUGUAGAUGGUGAGCUACUCCAAGCUGUACAGCUUGAAGGACAAGUAUUUCGCGGGCUCGUGAAUCUGUUUGCAAGGGGUCCCGAGAGUGCUUAAGCAUAACUGUAUGUUCAGUAAUGGUUUUCGCAAACAGAAGUUUGUCUACUUCAUUCUAGGGAUCAGAUUUAAAGCAGCAGUAGUGUUUAUAUUGUAGAAUGAUGUGAUAUCACAUUUUACUAGCGACAUAAAUGGCAUUAAUGCGUCCAUAGGACAGCGGCGACAAACUAUUGUUACAAAAUUUCUAGUGAGGUCAGAAAACGUUCGCAGAGUGAAGAAGUGGAUGGGGAAUAAUAAAACUCCAACCACUUGGUGCGGUUUUAAAUGCAGCGUAAUUGAUGGGCAACGUAUGAAGUCAAUGAGCAGUAAAUAUAUUACCUUACAGGUGAAAAUUAUCAGUUUGUC
Molecule: messenger RNA, 3053 nt
Organism: Physcomitrium patens
Lineage: Eukaryota; Viridiplantae; Streptophyta; Bryopsida; Funariales; Funariaceae
Product: ceramide kinase
Biological process (GO): phosphorylation; ceramide metabolic process
Molecular function (GO): ceramide kinase activity
Source: RefSeq, a predicted model, not a curated record